AUGCCCCAGACCCUUGGAGCGUUGCCGAGCCAGGCCUUUGCCGCUGGGGCAGCCUCCCCGGGCCUCGCCCUGGGUGGGUUUCCCUGCCCUUCUGGCAAGGGCGCCUGCCCGUGUGCCGUCUGCUCCCUCGGAAACGCCAGCCCGGGUCUCCCCGGGUGUGUUCCCGAGUGGGCUGGGGGCUCCUCCGCCCCUCCCGGGGUCUCUCCCGCCAGACCCUGCCCCGCAGGCCGGCCCCAGCUGCGCCCCACCCCCAGACACGCUCCGCCCCUUGCGGUCCCGGGCGCCGCGCUUCUCCCGGCGGUGGAGCCGCGCGUGUCCGCAGACCUUUCCCGCUCCCCCGGGCCCUGCGGUUUCAGUGGACUCUGCCGGACCCACUGUCCCCUCCGCUUCCACCCAAACUGCCUCUGGCCUCCUGGGCAGCCCGGAGGCCUCGGAGGACAGCGGGUCCCGCCGCUCCACCGUCCUCCCGCGGAAGCAGAGCGCGAGCAGGCGAACCGGGAGCGCGUGAGCCGCGCCGUGGGGGGCCGCCCUCGCCCGCCGUCGCGCGUGUCUCUGCGCGUGGCCGGACACGCGUGGCCGGACUCGCUGUUCAACUCGCGCAUUCGCGGGGCGCAGUUCAGGGCGUUCGUGCGUUCACGGAGCGCGCGGCCGUCCCCGCCGUCCGCUUUACGAUUCCAUCACCCCGAAAAGAAGCGUGUGCCCGCCCCCGGGCCCCGCACCGCUGGAACCGCCCGGGCUCCGCGCUCUCGCUCGCCGGUGUGGCGGGGGCUGGCACCGGGCUGCCGAGGUGGCAGGUCACAGGGCAGGCCCAAGGAUCUUAACCCUGGAGCUGAUGGACGGGGACUGAAUCAUCUGCACAAAUCAUGAGGACCUGCGGCUCCCCUUGGCCAGAGCUUGGGGCAGCUCUCGGUCACUGACAAGAGGCUCACACCUGGAGAGAAGGUCACCCCAGCGGCCACCUCUUCGUCUGGGUCCCAUGGGAGCACAGAGGUGAGCAGGCUUCUCGCUUCUGUUCCGGCGUGACAAACCACAGCGACGCAAGGGCGCUAUCCCCUCAGCACCAUCUUUGCCAGAUGCAGAAACUGAGGCGGAGAAACUGAGGCCCAGAGACUGUCUGGUUAAAAUUUCUAGGUUUUCCGGGUGGCUGCAAUUUAAAAUAUCCUGUAUGAUU
Lutra lutra (Eurasian river otter) is the source of this 1171-nucleotide messenger RNA. Its product is annotated as sterile alpha motif domain-containing protein 1-like. The record is from RefSeq and is a predicted model, not a curated record. Bases 1 to 867 code for a protein of 288 amino acids. The transcript is spliced from 3 exons. Lineage: Eukaryota; Metazoa; Chordata; Mammalia; Carnivora; Mustelidae.